UGUUGCUGAUAUAAAACAGGCGAGGGAGAAGAUGAGUCGUCAGCCAUCCUAUCCGCCUUUAGGAGAGAAAAGAGGAAGAGAGAACGAAAAAGGAUUAGGCCUUCGAUUGCCAAAACGACACCCACUGAGUUCUUCUUCCCUCCUCUUCUUUUCCUUGUUCCUUCUAUCAUCGUGGACGCAUGAUCCGUCACUGGUCAUAUGAAGACGGGAUAACCAUCGUCGUCAGAAAGGAUCGGGGAUGAAGGGGCUGUUGGAGAUAGGAAUGGAGGACGGGAGACUUCUGCUCCUCAAACUUGGCGUGGCUCUGGCAGUGCCCAUCGCCGGAUACCUCGUCUCCCAUCUCAACUUCCAGACCUCAGCCGAUACUGUAGGAAAUGAUGAAUCUGCAACUGGCCGUAGAUCUAUAGAUGCUGCACCUAUUGGUUGUGGAAGAGACCUCAAAGAUGGGCUCCUCAUUCUACAAAAUGAAGAAGCUAUAGUGAACGUCGUCCAUGGAACUUCCGCUGCUCCUGCCACUAUAACAGCAGUGACCAACAACUUCACAGAGCAGUCUCCUGAGAAUUUAGUGGAUGAAGACGGACUCCUCUUGCAGGUAGUCAAGCAGGAACCUGAGCGUGCGGGGCCGAGGAACUCCACUGGUGACAAGUUUGAGGGCAAGAAGGUGAAAACGGACGCAGAGAUCGUGUACCUUCGCGACCUGGUGCAGUCCCUCUGCGACAGGAUUAGGAGCCUUGAUAUCCAAAUGCUCGAGUAUUAUGGAUCGAAGGAGCAAGAUGCUGCCAUUCGAGAGCUCGAAGGGGAGUUGAAGUUGAACUCAGUGAAGGCUAGCCGUUUAUCCCUGAAGAUCGAGUCCUUGAAGAACGAGAACCAGAGGCUCAAACUUCAGGCAUCGGAGUACCGGAAAAUAGCGCCGGAGCUCGAUUCUGCAAGGGUGAUAAUAAAGCAUCUCAAGAGGAGGAUGAGUUCCGUCCAUGUGCAGGCAAGAGAAGAGAUAGCGUUCCUCGAGCAAAAGAUCAGGAAGCUGAACGAUGUGGAGCACAAGGAUAGCCAAGAGGAUGUGGAUCUCCAAAACAAGUUGAAGAGACUGAAGGAGUUAGAAGACGAGGCUUAUGAACUCGGAAAGGAGAACUCGAUCCUGUCGCAGGAAAACAUGGAGUUGGCACAAAGGUUGGCGUACGCAGAGACGUCCAUCUCCACUCUCGAGGAGCCUCAGGCAGAAGUCAUGGAGGAAGUCCACCAGCUGGGAGAAGCCAAUGACAAUUUGGAGAAGGAAAUCGAGCAGCUUCAAGCAGAUCGCUGCGCAGAUGUCGAGGAGCUCGUGUAUCUCCGGUGGCUCAAUGCCUGCCUAAGGUAUGAGCUGAGACAGCAUCAACCCCCCUCUGAGGAAAUCGUUUGCCGAGGAUCUAAGCAAGUGUUGGAGCCCAACAUCAGAGGAGAAAGCCAAGCAGCUCAUACUUGAUUGCACACACGCAUGCAUCGACGAUCAAAAGAACUCGAGGUUUAGGGACCUCGAUGCAGAUUGCUCGUCUCAGGAAUCCAGUGGCGAGUACGACGAUUCUCCAGUCGAAAGGACCAGCCCACGUAGAUCGAAGUUCCUUGGCGGACUGACGAAGCUGGCGCUAAGAAAAAGGCAGUCGAGACAAGAGAGUUGCUUCCUCCGAUGGCGUGGCUUCUUGCCUGCCUGGGGAGAAGUCGGUGAGCAGUCAUUCGACAGGAACCGCGUCGCACGCCGACGACAGAUGGAAGAAGAGACCUGCUUGGUUUCGAACUGCUUUUAGAUCCCACUGUAAAGGAGCCCGUUGCGAGAGGGAUCUGGGUAUUAUUACUUACUACCAUGGAGCACAGAAACAUGACCAGUGAAGAUGACAGCAAUAUUUGUCGAAAUAAUUCAUUUCACCAGGGAGAAUCUGAGACUGUUCGGAGACACAGAUACGCCGAAGCUUUCAUGAGUUCUCGCAACGGUCAGCUUCCUUCAGCCACAGUUGAUGGCGCCACUGUUUUAAGUUGCCUUGUGUCGAACAUGUCGUUAGUGGGGACAGUGAACAUAUUUGUUGGCUUGCUGACAUGCACUUGGAACUGCAAGAUCACUUUUGCUUCUUAAAUCGAUAGUUUUCAGUG
Musa acuminata subsp. malaccensis (wild Malaysian banana) is the source of this 2118-nucleotide messenger RNA. Its product is annotated as protein CHUP1, chloroplastic-like. Gene Ontology annotation, cellular component: chloroplast outer membrane. Gene Ontology annotation, biological process: chloroplast organization. Lineage: Eukaryota; Viridiplantae; Streptophyta; Magnoliopsida; Zingiberales; Musaceae. The record is from RefSeq and is a predicted model, not a curated record.